Arachis ipaensis is the source of this 828-nucleotide messenger RNA. RefSeq lists its product as uncharacterized. NCBI's taxonomy places the organism in Eukaryota, Viridiplantae, Streptophyta, Magnoliopsida, Fabales, Fabaceae. The record is from RefSeq and is a predicted model, not a curated record.
AUGGCUAGUGAUGAGAGUUUCAUAGUACUGGUUCAUCACAGAGGAUCGAUUAAGAGGAAAAUACAGUCUGGUGUGAAGUUCACCGACAAGGAUCCUCUCAGUAUAUUUAUGAGGCCUACGACGAGCUAUGAUGACCUGGUUAAUUCUGUGCUACAGAAACUUGGUCUGGAAGGCGUCAAACGGGUUAAAAAGUUUUUCUAUCAGAUUCCGAUCUCGGUGCUACAAGAAAUCGUGAAGUAUGAUUGUUUCACGAUCGGGAGUGAUGAGGACUUACAGGUCACGUUUCAUUGUCGUCGACAGUUUUCCGAAGUUAGGACACCUGAACUGUUGGCGAAGUUGGUUGAUGUCGUAUCCAGCUCAGAGGGUUCGAACCAGAAUACCCACACCGUAGGCACAGUAGCGGGUUCUAGCUCCAGACCUGUUAGUGCAUGUUCGUUCGCCCUUGUGCAUGAACCUCCGGUCGAGCCUGUCGCCUCCCCUCCGUUCGCUGUUGAUCUCAACUGUAAUGGAGGCGGGGAGGUUGGAAUAGGGGAUAUUGUGCCGACCUCUUUACAGUGUGCUGCACCGCCUGGCCUGGGCAAUGCAUUGCUGGCAAAUGUAGACGACGAUGAUAUGGAGUCGGAUAUCAUUGCUGAUGACAGCUGCAAUGAUAUUGGAGUGAGUGGGCUAGCUGGGGCGGGAGCUGGUUCUAGCUCUGGCACACAGCAGUACCCUCCGUACUUUUCAGCUUUAGACUUGGAUGCCAUGAGACAGGAGGGGGUUCCUGGGGAGCCUGCUGGAUUUUGUGCUAGAGAUGUCGAAGGGUCUUCAGGUCUGACAGAGUUUUAG